Messenger RNA from Diaporthe citri, 1272 nucleotides. RefSeq lists its product as uncharacterized. The transcript is spliced from 6 exons. The coding region runs from base 1 to 1272 and encodes 423 amino acids. NCBI's taxonomy places the organism in Eukaryota, Fungi, Ascomycota, Sordariomycetes, Diaporthales, Diaporthaceae. The record is from RefSeq and is a predicted model, not a curated record.
AUGGUCAACUCGAGCGCAACCCCCAAUGGCGUUCUACGGAUCGACGGAAUUCUCGGUGAACCCACAACCGCAACGGCAACGGAGAUACCAUCGGCGGAGCCGCAAGGGAUGUGUGAGUUCGCGAGUUGUGUUCGCAGCGGCUCCGAGUGCUCAUACUAUGACCAUUCUGCGUCGACCGGAGAGCAAUCCGACUGUCGCGAUGGUGAUGCCAGGUUCAGGAACGCGGGGAUAGGAGCCCAGUCCAGGGGCAGAGAUACAUCUGAGCCACUGUCCAGCAACGAAGAGGCUGAUGCGAGUUUUGGGGUCGAUGCCUUUACCACGACACUCUUCUCCGGUACUCCAGCCGACGUGUCGGAGAAGAACUGGUGGCUGUUUCGCGCGCGUAUUGGCCCGGGAGAGCACCUCAGACUGCCAAUCUUCACCAUCGGCAGCAACGUUUCGGUUGCCUCUUCCGCCAUGGAGUCCAAGUCGCAGUGGGCGUGCCUUGUCCGAUGUGAGCACUACUCAACAGACGUCUACAAGACAAACCCGGAUGCCCUAUCGGCGGUAGUCAUGCACCUAAACGGGCUUGUAACGGCGGCAAACCACCAUUGGGGCCCGAUGGUCACCACCAAGUUGACCAUAUUACAAAAGUUCCUUGGGAUGGCAAUUGGUUGUGUCACGAGGAAUGAUGUACAGGGGCAGCUGUCCUCCAUGGUCAGCAGUGUCAACCAAUGUGCUUUGCCCUGCGUGCUAUUCAUUAGUUUGUCGCCCAAGCCAACAGACGCAUGGUGGUGUGUGGACAAGAACAACAAGUCCGCCCGUUCAAAUUGCGGACCCGCCAGCCUCUUAGGAAGCACUCGUGGACAGCAACAAGACCUGGGAUUUGCCAAUGCUCGUAUGAUCGCGUACAUGUAUCUCAGCUUAGUGCUCCGGCCCGGCCGCAUGAGCAACGAGAUCCUCGAAUGUCUUAUGGACUCCGUCAGCACAGUCACAGAAGGGUUUGAACGACGCGCGGUGGACGACUCUGCCGAGCAAGCUGCUGUCUUCUGGACUCUGAUGCUCUCUCGCGCUGCCAUGGCCAGCAUGACACCAAUGUCUGGCAGUGGCCCCGAGAAACUGUACUGGAAGCAGAGGCUGAUUGACCAGAACAUUCGCAGUGCGAGCGCGAUGCUGCAGCUGCAGACAUGGCCAGAAGCCGUUGCUGUGCUGAGGAGAGCCGCUUUCGCUGAAUUCGAAGGCGAGCGAGAGCUCAAAAGCAUGUGGGAAAGGGCAAUCUCCGAUGUAGACUGA